AUGGAUUUCAAAGUUACUGUAAAAGGUGAUCCACAUUUAGCGAAUGAAGCAUUUUUGAAUACAAACGAUUCAUUUGCUGCUAGCAAUGUUGCUUUUAUGGGAACAACUUCCGCUGUCAACGGUAUGAUGAAUGUCGUCGGUAGCAUGGUCAAUGCCGUAGCGGAAGUCGUCGAACACGCAUUCGUGCCAAUCGACACCAGAAACAAGAUCUGGGUCACUAUGAACCAACCAUCGUAUGUCGGUGGUGACAUGAUCAGUGGAACCGUUGAGAUGGACUGUCUCGUCCCAUUCUUUGCCAAGGGUGUCUUGGUGAAAUUCAAGGGAUUCGAGCGUGUCUGGCUGCAGGAGCACCGUCUCGAGACCGAGGGAGAAGGCUCGAACAAGCGUACCGUCCAGAAAACCAUCGAUCACAAAGAGAACAAAGAGUUCUUCCGUUCGACCAUCUGUGUCUACCCACACCAAGGAAAUGUCAAUCCCGGUCACUAUUCGUUCCCCUUCCAAUAUCAGCUGCCACCAACCCUCCCAGGAACUUUCUGUGAGGACGGCAAAGACGCUCAGGGACACUACUCUGCCAAGAUUCUCUACAAGGUGAAAGCAACUGUCGACGUUGCUCACCGUCACGACCUCAAGUUCACCACUCGUCUCAUUGUGAACGAGCGUUGCAACGAGUUGGUCAAGCCAUCGUUUGCCGAAAAUCGUAAGUCGUUCAUGUUGACCAAGGGUAAGCUCGUCGCCAAGGCCUGGCUCAACAAGAAUGCCUACUUCCCAGGAGAGACACUCGUCAAUAAGCUAAAGAUAAACAACACCUCUGUCAAACCGACACGUCGUAUCUCGUUGAAGGUUCACCAUCGUAUGGAGUUGCGCGCUCACCUCUACCACCGUACCAUCAACCACGUCGUCUACAAACAAGAAUACCCAGGUAUCAAUCCAUGUUUCUACGGUAAGCGUUACUUGCCAUUCAACAUUCCAGUCGACCUCAAACCAUCGUCCACCCUUGGUGAUCAUGCCAAAUCGUCGUACACCCUUGAGGUGGAAUUCGAUAUUCCGGGUGCCAUCGAUCUCUCUGUCAAUUUGCCACUUACUCUGUUCGCACCACAAUUCAUGUACUCUGCCAUUCCAAAUCAACCACCAGGUGCACCAUUGCCACCCGAUGUCAGCUACCGUCAUCCAUGGGAAGACGAAGACAAGGUCAAGAAUUGCCGCAAGUGCAACACCAGUUUCUCGUUGUUCAAUCGUAAGCAUCACUGUCGUCACUGCAUGAAGGUGUUCUGCGGCAAGUGCACAGAGAAGCAAACACCAAUCACCAAAUUAGCUUAUCCCAAACCAGUCAAAGUUUGUGACGACUGCUAUCCAGUCGCCAUGAACGGUGGUGUCAAGUAUCAAUCAGCCAAGGCUUUGGCUGCUGCCUAUCAAGAAUCGGUCAACCAAUAUUAUGCUCAAUACACUCAACAAUAUCCAUGGUUAGCUCAACAACAACAACCUUUACAACCAGCAGUUGCCCCACAAUAA
Heterostelium album PN500 is the source of this 1509-nucleotide messenger RNA. It is a transcript of the gene adcA, whose product is annotated as FYVE-type zinc finger-containing protein. The coding region runs from base 1 to 1509 and encodes 502 amino acids. Gene Ontology annotation, biological process: protein transport. NCBI's taxonomy places the organism in Eukaryota, Evosea, Eumycetozoa, Acytosteliales, Acytosteliaceae. The transcript has a single exon. The record is from RefSeq and is a predicted model, not a curated record. Gene Ontology annotation, molecular function: metal ion binding. Gene Ontology annotation, cellular component: cytoplasm.